Closterium sp. Yama58-4 is the source of this 1182-nucleotide messenger RNA. Lineage: Eukaryota; Viridiplantae; Streptophyta; Zygnematophyceae; Desmidiales; Closteriaceae. The record is from the annotation of a GenBank genome assembly.
GGCGGCGCGUGGUGCGCGUCCCCGCAGAGCUGCGCGGGGAGGGCGCGCACGCGCCUGGGGUCGACGGAGCACGCGCGCACAGCGGCGGAGAUGGUGGAUGCGCGGACUGGCGGCAUGAACGGCAUGCUCAGCUUCAAUAAGACCGUCAACCCUGCCUUCUACAACUGGAACGCCGUCUAUUUCAUCUACUGCGAUGGCGGCUCCUUCUCAGGCAACCAGGACGAGCCCGUUCGCUUCAAUGGCAUUCCGCUGUACAUGCGCGGAAGGAAAGUGGCGGACGCGCUGGUUAAGCACCUCAUGGAGAAGAAGGGGCUUGACCACGCUGAGAAGGUGGUUGUGACCGGGAGUUCGGCGGGAGGCGUGGCGGCGCUGCUGCACUGCGAUCGAGUGAGGGACACUCUCACAGCCGCCUCUCCUUCCAUGCACGUCCGCUGCCUUGCUGACGCUUCCAUGUUCCUUGACGUUCCAGAUUCCGACAACACCCAUAGGAUCGCAGCAUUCUUUUCUAAAGUGCAGACCAUGCAUAAUCUCACCAUCAGCCUCCCACCAGCGUGUGUCAAGGAGCGAGCGCUAGAGCAGCAUCAUCAGUGCUUCAUGGCCAACCAUAUUCUGCAGUACGUCACAACGCCUCUCUUCCUCAUCAACAGCAACUACGACAAAGUUGCGAUGAGGGCCAUUACACAACCAGAGGUGUUGGAUUCAGGAUUAACGGCCCCACCUGACUGCUUCGACCAUCUCAGCACCUGCACUGCCAAGGAGAAAAAAAUCUUUGAGGAUUACCGCAAGGCAGUGGCGAACGCAGUGGCACCUCUCGUGCACUCCACACCUGCCAACGCCGUCUUCCUCUUCUCCUGCUUUCAGCACGGCUCCAUUCACUCAGACGUCCCGUGGAUGAAGCGCACGGCCAAAGGCAUGCGGCUUCCGCUCCUGGUGGGAAGCGUGGUGGUGGCAGGGGCGGCAAGGGUGGCAGGGGUGGCGGAGGUGGCGGUGGAGGGAGCGGUGGUGGAGGCGGCGGGGGUGGUGGAGGUGGUGGGGGUGGACGUGGGGGUGGAGGCGGUGGGUGGGGUGGCGGCAGGACCGGGGGCGGUGGAGGCGGCGGCGGCGGCGGCGGUGGUGGGGGAGGAGGCAGCGGCAGUGGCGGUGGAGGUGGGAGUGGGGGUGGAUCUGGCCAGAAGGGCUUAG